Glycine soja is the source of this 957-nucleotide messenger RNA. RefSeq names its product adenine phosphoribosyltransferase 4-like. The coding region runs from base 117 to 671 and encodes 184 amino acids. Gene Ontology annotation, biological process: adenine salvage. Gene Ontology annotation, molecular function: adenine phosphoribosyltransferase activity. Gene Ontology annotation, cellular component: cytosol; cytoplasm. NCBI's taxonomy places the organism in Eukaryota, Viridiplantae, Streptophyta, Magnoliopsida, Fabales, Fabaceae. The transcript has 6 exons. The record is from RefSeq and is a predicted model, not a curated record.
UGCAGACAGUGAUAUCCUCACCUCUCUUAUUGUUGUUCUCUUCUUCUUUUCUUGUUUCCUUUUCCAUUCUUCUUUUUCUCUCUGUACUCAAACUCACUUCCCCACUUAUUUAUACAAUGUCGGCUUACAAAGACCAGGAUACCCGUCUUCAUGGCAUCAAAACUAAGAUUCGUGUCGUCCCCAAUUUCCCCAAAUCCGGUAUUAUGUUCCAAGACAUUACUACUCUAUUGCUUGAUCCCAAAGCAUUUAAGGACACAAUAGAUUUGUUCGUUGAGCGGUACAAGGGCAAAAACAUUUCUGUUGUUGCAGGAAUUGAAGCUCGAGGUUUUAUUUUUGGUCCUCCCAUUGCGCUGGCUAUAGGAGCAAAGUUUGUACCAUUGAGGAAACCAAAGAAGUUGCCUGGAAAAGUUAUUUCUCAAGAAUAUAUUCUGGAAUAUGGAAGGGACUGUCUUGAGAUGCAUGUUGGAGCUGUUGAACCUGGUGAGCGUGCUUUAGUGGUUGAUGAUUUGAUUGCAACAGGUGGAACACUCUGUGCAGCUAUGGACUUGUUAGAACGUGUGGGAGCAGAAGUGGUGGAGUGUGCAUGUGUAAUUGAAUUACCAGAAUUGAAGGGUCGUGAACGUUUGAACGGGAAGCCCUUGUACGUGUUGGUUGAAUAUGUGGAGAUAUGAUGAUUAUGAAGUGUGCAAAAGAAUAUUAAGAUGUAGAUUUGGGAGAUGAUGUGUCUUUCAGUGGGUGCUUUCCCAUUCGGAUUCCAAUUCUAGCUUGUAGUAGGAACGAUCAAAUCAAAUUAAUGAUGCAUUUGUAUGACCCACUCUUAUGGGUCUCGUCUUCUCAUCUCUGCUUCCUCACUCUUUUUCGAAUAAAAUUAAUAUCUUUGGCUACAAGAAUAUACUUGUAGAUAUUUUGCAUGACGAAAUCCAACAUGGACUCCAGAACGCCCUGUAACACAUUCCA